This is a messenger RNA of Diversispora eburnea, 633 nucleotides long. NCBI's taxonomy places the organism in Eukaryota, Fungi, Glomeromycota, Glomeromycetes, Diversisporales, Diversisporaceae. The record is from the annotation of a GenBank genome assembly.
AUGGCACCUCAAAACUACUCACUUACGAAAAGCGUAAAAUUAAAACAACAAGUCAUUCUUGGAUAUCCUGAUACAAAUUAUUCUGGAAUAUGUGUAGUAUCAGGUGUAGAAGAAAGUUUUAUUAUUGAUAAUGAUACUUCAAUUGAAGAAUUACCACCAAUCACUAAACAAACUUAUUUUGUAAAUUCGUUAGUCUCAUUAUUCUGUGAAAAUAAAGUAUCAGAAGUAUUCAUUGUGGCUUCGAUAAAUUUUUCAGAAAAAGAUAAAUUUGUUUAUUUAGGUCGUUUUCCAAAAAUUGAUGAGAUGAAAAUUGAUAAUUCAAAAUUAAAAGGAUUAUCACCAACUCUAAAGUUACAAGAUCAUUUCUUUAAUACACUUAUUACAUUGUUGAAAGUGGAAUAUAUUGCUACAAAAUGUUUUUUGUAUCCUGGAAAAUAUAUUAGAAAAAGAUCUUCUGAAGAAAAUAUUUAUGAGAUUGAAAUAUUAAAAAAUUUGGUUGAAGUAUUAGAUGAAUUUUUGGAUGCAAAAAUUUCAAUGACUAAAGUAUUGGAUACAAGGGAAAAUCAAUUACAAAAGAUAGAAUAUUUAAAAGAAAAUAAUGAAAAUAAUUCAGAUAUUAUGAUUUAUAUGUAA